AUGAAUUAUGUAAAAGAUAAAACAACAUACUUUUUUAAAAAAAAAAUAAACAAAAAAGAAAAUGGAAAUGAAAUAGAUGGGUUUUCCUCUGAUAAAAAUAAAUAUAAAUCUAUUUUUAAUUCAGAAAGUAGGAUUACAGAAUUAAAAUCAGAAAAAAUUAAAAAUAAUACGUAUUCUAGAGAAAAAACAUAUCCUAAUAAUUUAAUUUUGAAGGAUAAAAACAAUGAUGAAAAAAAUAUAAAAACAAAUUUUGGAAACAAUAAAAUAAAAUUUACUAACGGGAAUUGUGUACCUAUAGAAGAAAUAAAAAAAGUUGAAAAUAAUGAAAAAGAAAAUGAAGUAAAUAAAAAUGAACAAAAGGAAGUUAAAAAUAAGAAAACGCUUAUUAAAUAUAAAAAUUAUUAUAUACAAUACCAUAAAAGAUGUAUUAAUUUAAAAGAAAUAAAAAAAAGAUAUGAUCAGAAUCCCAAUUAUGCUAAAAUUUAUACUUUCAAUGAUGAUAUAAUCUCAACAGAGAAAGAUGUAAUGAACUUGCUAUCACCAUCUAAAAAGUGGAAAUUCAUUAAUAAUACUUCAAAUAAUGAAAAAACAAAAAAGGAUAAUGUAAAUAAAGUAAUUACUAGUAAUAAAAAUAUAAACAAUUUGAAUAGAAGUAAUAUACUUAAUUCAAAUGAUAGUAAUAUAAAUAAUUUAAAUAAGAAUAGUAUAAAUAAUAUUGAUAAAAAUAAUAUAAAUAAUUUAGAUAAAAGAAGUACACUUAAUGGAAAUGAUAGUAAUAUAAAUAAUUUGAAUAAAAGCAAUAUACUUAAUUCAAGUGAUAGUAAUAUAAAUAAUUUAAACAAUGCAAACGAUGCAUAUAACAAUAGUUUGUGUAAUGAAUUCAAAAAGAAUAAUAUAUUUAGUACUCAUGGUUAUAUAUAUUAUUAUAUGAAUAAUUUUGAUAUUUUUAGUAAAAAUUUACUUAAGGUUUAUUUAAUAGAUAACAAUAUUAAAAGUAAGCAUGAUGAAAUAGAAAGAGUUGAUGAUAGACAAUAUAGUAACGAUAAUAUUAAUAAUAACUUUAAUAUAUUAUGUAAUAACAAUACUAAUUGUAUUAAUAGCAAUAAUAAUAAUAAUUAUAUUAAUAGUAAUAACGGCAGUAAUAAAAAGGCUAUUACUGAUAGUAAUAGUAAAGUUAAAAAAAAAAAUUCUAAAAAGUCUGCUAAUAGUAAAAAAAAUAAUAAGUUAAUCAAAAUAAUAAAAAAAAUAAAUAAAUGUAAUAGUAAAAAUACAACAAGUAGUAAUUGUAUUUUUAAGAGUUUUAAGUACAUUUCUCCUGAUUUUAUUAAUAUCAAUUACAAUAAAUCAUAUAAAAAAAAGAAAAAAUUAAAAAAAAAAAACGAAAAUAAAAAGGUUAAAAAUAAUAAGGAACUUUCGAAUAAAUUUAAAAAUAAUAUUAAGAGAAUAUUUCCUAUAUAUGAUUUUGUGCCAAUUAAACCUACUCUAUUAGAUAAAGGUGAAAAAUCAGAUACUAACAAGGAAAUAUCAAAAAAUAAGUGCAUGAUUGUAAAUAGAAUCAAUCCAAAUGCAAAUGUAGAAAUUAAAGUGCAAAAACUUGUAAAAGAAGAAACCGAAUUAUGUGAUAAAAAAAAAGAGAUGCCACCAAAAAAACAAGGUAAAUUAUAUGAAAGAAAAAAAAAGGAACUAGGAGAAAGAAAUAAAGAUCUCGAAGAAAUUAAAAAAAAAUUAGAAGAUAUAAAAACAAUUUUGCAAAUAGAAAUAAAAAAAAAUGAAUUUAUUCAAACAAAAAAUUUAGAAUAUUAUUGCAAAAUUUAUUAUGAUAUGGAGAAAAAUUUUGAAAAAGAAAAAGGAAUGCUAGAUUUGUUAGAAGAAAUAUAUUUAGGUGAAAAAAGAUUAAAAAGAUAUCCAAGAAAAUUAAACAAAUGUAAAAGCUUAGAUAAAAAAGAAUUAGAACAUCAAGAUGAAAAAUCAAUACAUAACAAAAAUGAUACAUCGUGUGGAAUAAUCAAAAAUAAAUUAGAUAGUUCAAUAGCACAACCAUAUAAAAAUAAUACAAUGUUAUUAGUAGAAAAUGAUACAAAAACAGAAGUAGUAAAUAAAGAAUUAAAUGAAACAAUAAAAAAAGAUUUAACAAAUGAAAAAGAAAAAUCAGAUUUAGAAAUGAAAAAAGAAAUAGAGGAAGAAAGAAAAAAACUAAAUGAAGAUAAAAUAAAUUUAGAAAAUAAGAGAAAAAAAAUAGACGAAGAUAAUAUAAAAUUAGAUAAUAAAAGAAAAAUAUUAGAUAUACAAAUAAAAAAAAAAAUAGAGGAAGGAGGAAUAAAAAUAAAAGAAGACACUAUAAAAUUAGAUAAAAGAAGAAAACAACUAGAUGAAGAUAAAGUAAAAAUAGACGAAGAAAGAAGAAAAAUAAAAAAAGAUAAUAUAAAAUUAGAUGAAAGAAAAAAAAAACAAGAUGAAGAUACAAUAAAAAUAGAACAUAAAAGAAAAAUAUUAAAUAGGGAAAUAAGAAAACUAAAUGAAAAUAAAAUAAAAAUAGAGGAAGGAAGAAAAAAACUAAAUGAAAAUAAAAAAAAAAUAGACGAAGAUAGAAAAAAACUAAAUGAAGAUAAAUUAAAAAUAGAGGAAGAAAAAAAAAAAAUAAAUGAAGACAAAAUAACUAUAGAGGAAGGAAAAAAAAAACUGGAUAAUGAUAAUAUAAAAUUAGAUGAUAAAAGAAAAAUAUUAAAUAUAGAAAUAAAAAAACUAAAUGAAGAUAAAAUAAAACUAGAGGAAGGAAGAAAAAAACUAGAUGAAGAUAAAAUAAAAAUAGAUGAAAAAAGAAAAAAAAUAAAUGAAGAUAAAAUAAGAUUGGAUGAAAGAAGAAAACAACUAGAUGAAGAUAAAGUAAAAAUAGACGAAGAAAGAAAAAAAAUAAAUGAUGAUAAUAUAAAAUUAGAAGACAAAAGAAAAGUGUUAAAUAUAAAGAUUAAAAAACUAAAUGAAGAUAAAAAAAAAAUAGAUGAAGAUAAAAUGGUAGAUGGAGAAAAAAAUGAAAUAAAUAAAAAUAAAAAUAAAAUAGAGGAAGGACGAACAAAAAUAGAUGAAGAUAAAAUAAAAAUAGAGAAAGAAAGAAAAAAAUUGGAUGAUGAUAAUAUAAAAUUAGAAGAUAAAAGAAAAAUGUUAAAUAUAGAAAUAAAGAAACUAAAUGAAGAUAAAAUAAAACUAGAGGAAGGAAGAAAAAAUCUAGAUGAAGAUAAAAUAAAAAUAGAUGAAGGAAGAAAAAAAAUAAAUGAAGAUAAAAUAAAAAUAGAGGAAAGAAGAAAAAAACUGGAUGAUGAUAAUAUAAAAUUAGAAGAUAAAAGAAAAAUGUUAAAUAUAGAAAUAAAAAAAUUAAAUGAAGAUAAAAUAAGAAUAGACGAAGAAAGAAAAAAAUUAGAUGGAGAUAAUAUAAAGUUGGAAGAGAAAAGAAAAGUGUUAAAUAUAGAAAUAAAAAAAUUAAAUGAAGAUAAAAUAAAAAUAGAAGAAGGAAGAAAAAAAAUAAAUAACGAUAAUAUAAAUUUAGAAGAUAAAAUAAAAAUAGAUGAAAAAAGAAAAAAAAUAAAUGAUGAUAAAAUAAUAUUAGAAGAAGGAAGAAAAAAAUUGGAUGACGAUAAUAUAAAAUUAGAAGAUAAAAGAAAAAUGUUAAACAUAGAAAUAAAGAAACUAAAUGAAGAUAAAAUAAAACUAGAGGAAAGAAGAAAAAAUCUAGAUGAAGAUAAAAAAAAAAUAGAUGAAGAGAGAGAAAAGCUAAAUGAAGAUAAAAUAAAAAUAGAGGAAAGAAGAAAAAAACUGGAUGAUGAUAAUAUAAAAUUAGAGGACAAAAGAAAAGUUUUAAAUACAGAAAUAAAAAAACUAAACGAUGAUAAAAUAAAAAUAGACGAAGAAAAAAAAAAACUAGAUGAAGAUAAAAUAAAAAUAGAUGAAAAAAGAAAAAAAUUAAAUGAUGAUAAUAUAAAAUUAGAAGAAGGAAGAAAAAAACUGGAUGACGAUAAUAUAAAGUUAGAAGAUAAAAGAAAAAUAUUAAAUACAGAAAUAAAAAAAAUAAAUGAAGAUAAAAUAAAAUUAGAAGAUGAAAAAAAAAAAUUAGAUGAAGGCAAAAUAAAAAUAGACGAAGAAAGAAAAAAACUAGAUGAAGAUAAAAUAAAAAUAGAUGAAAAAAGAAAAAAAAUAAAUGACGAUAAAAUAAUAUUAGAAGAAGGAAGAAAAAAACUGGAUGAUGAUAAUAUAAAAUUAGAAGAUAAAAGAAAAGUUUUAAAUACAGAAAUAAAAAAACUAGAUGAAGAUAAAAUAAAAUUAGAAGAUGAAAAAAAAAAAUUAGAUCAAGAAAAAAAAAAUUUGCCUUUGAGAAUAGAAAGGAUAAAUGAAGAAAAAACAAUAGUACCAACAGAAAAAAGGAAAGUUUUAAAUAAGAAUAGAAAAAAAGUAAAAUAUAAAAAAAUACCGUUUGAUAAAAUAAUUAAAAUAAAAUUUCAGAUUGAAAAUAAAAAAUUGCAUAUUAAAAAAAAUCAAUUAAAAGAGCAGUUAAUAGGAGAACUAAAGGAUAAAAUUGAAAAUGAAAAAAAUAUUUUAAAUUGCGAAAGAAAAAAAAUAGAAGAUGAAAAAAAAAAGUUAGAUCAAGAGAAAAAAAAUGCAUAUGAAGAAAAUAGAAAUAUAGAAAAAGAAGAAGUAAAAAAAAAAAUUGAAAAUUAUGAAAAGGAUGAUGCAAAUGCAGUUGCUAAAAUUAAAAAUAAGGAAAAUGAUACAGAAAAAAAAAUAGGUGAAAUUAAUAUUAAAGUUGAAGGGGAAAAGGAAAUAAAUGAAAUUAAAAAUGAUAUAAAAGAUGAAGAAAAAAUAGACCCAAAAAUUAAAAAUAAUGAGAAAAUUGAAGAAAAAAAGGUAGUAAAUGAAAUUGAAAAUGAUGUGAAGGAUGAAAAAAAAAUAGACAUGGAUAUCAAGGAUAAUGAAACAAUUGAAAAAAAAAAAAUAAUUAAUGAAAUUGAAAGUAAUGAAAAAUAUGGAGAAAAAAUAGUGCAUAAGAUUGAAAACAAUGUAACAAAUAAAAAAUUAAGUGAUGAAAUUAAAAAUAAUCUAAAAGAUGAAGAAAUAAAAUAUAAUGCAAAAAGUAAAGAGAAAAAUAUAAAUAUGGAAAUUAAAAAUGAUAUAAAGAGUGAUGAAAAUAAAAAAAAUAAUGAAAUUGAAAAUGGUGCAAAAGUAGAAAAAAUAUUUUUUGGAAGUAAAGAUAACGUAAAAAAUGAAAAAAAAAUAAUUAAUGAAGUUAAAAAUAGUGUACAUAUAGAUGAGAAAAAAAAUAAAAUAUAUUUAAAAAAUAAAUGUAAUGCAAAAGAAGAAAACAAGAAAAAAGGCGAUGAUGAAAUGAAAAAAAAUGUAAAAAAUGAAAAAAAUAAAAUUAAGGAAAGUAGUGAAAUUAAAAAUAAUUUAAAAAAUGAAGAAAGAAAAAGAGAUGAAGAAAAUAAAAAUAAUUUAGAAGAAAAAAAAAAAAAGGAUGAUAACUCAGUUAAAAGUAUUGAAAAAAAUAAAGAAAACAAAACACUAGGAGAAUGUAAAAAUAAUGUAAAGGAAGAUAACAAAAUUAAGGGUACUAUACAAAAUGAAGAAAAAAAAAAAGAAGACAUGGAAAUUAAAAACAUUUCAAAGAAUGAAGAAAAACAAAAUAAAGAUAAUGAAAUAAAAAAAAUAAGUGUAGAAGAGAGAAGUAUGCCAUAUAUAGAGAAUUUAAUAUUUCCUUCUGAUAUUAAACUGAUAUAUGGAUAUUUAUCUAGUAUAAAAAAUAAAGAAAACAUAAAAAUGAAAAAUAAUUCCAUUGCUCUAUUAAGUAAAAAUUUAUAUAGUGUUGUAAUAUUGUAUUAUGAAUUUUAUUAUUAUAAUAAUGUUAGUAAUUUUAACAUCGAUUUAAAUUUUUAUGAAAUAAACAAUGAUUUAAUUUGUUUAGUAGAUGAACUUUUUAGCUUACAUAAUGUAAACUUAGAAAAAAAGUUUAUUAAUAGUGAAGAAGAAAAAUUAGAAAAUUUUGAUGAACUUUUGUUAGAUUAUAAAGCUUUACAAGGUGAUACAAAUGUUUUGUAUUUAGAUUUUAAAGAGAUGAAAAUGAAAUAUUGUUCUGUAGAAAUUGAUAUUAUAUUUCAUGAUUCUAAGAAAAAGAACAUAUUAUAUGAAAAUAUAGUAAAAUGUAGUCAUGAUAAGAAUAAUAGUAAUAAUAACAAUAAAGAUAAUAAUAUUAAUAAUAAUAAUAAUGUAUUAUCAUUUGCAAAUGAUAGUAAAAAAGGGAAAAAAAAAAAAAUAUCAAAAAAAGGGGAAAUAAAUGAAAAAAAAGAUGUAAUGAAUAUUUUUUUAGAAAAAGAAAGAGUUAAAAAUGAUAUAAAAAUAAAGAACAUUAACAAAAAAAAUAAUGUAGAAGAAAAUAUUGUAAAUAACAUAAAUGACAAUGAAAAAGAAGAAUUGUUAUCAAUAAAAAAUAAAGAUUAUAUAAAAGAAGAUAGAAAAAUUUCUUUUAACUUUUUAUAUAAAGAACAACCAUAUAAGGCUUUGUUGUUAAAAAGAAAAUUGAAUAUAAGUUCAUCUGAUGAAUUAGAUGAAAAAGAACAAAAUAUUACUAAAGAAAAACCAAAUAAUUCAACAAAUAAUAUUGUAACUAAUAAUAAUAAUAGUAAUGAUAAAUUGAAUAAAAAUAAAGUGGGAAGUAAUGAAAUCGCAAAAAUAAAAAAUAAUGAUGCCAAUAUAACUGAUUCAUCUCAAGUUGCAAAACCAUUAUGUAUACCGAAAGAAUUAUUAAAUAUUACUUCUAUGCUAAGUUCUCAAACGUUAUCAAUUUAUAAUAUAAAGCCUUUAAAUCAAGUUAAAUUCUUUUAUGGGUAUAGCAAAACGAAGAAAGAUUUAUAUAAUUAUUGUUACUCAUAUUUAUUGAAUUUUAUAAACGGAUUUGAUAUAUAUCCCGUUGAAGGAUUUAAGUUUAGACCAAUCAUUAUAGAUGGAGCUAAUGUGUGUGCUAAACUAAUAAAUGAAAAAAGUUUUAAUUUCUAUGAAAACCAUUUAACAACAAUUUAUGAUUGUUAUCUGUUACAUGAAUCCUAUUUAUUUUUUAAAAAAAAGAAUGUAGAAGACAUCAUUAUAGUUUUAAAUCCUGUAACAAAAAAAGGGAAUGAAUAUUUUUUAAGAAAUAAAAAAUUAUUUAAUUAUUCAUAUCUUGAACAAUUAAUUAAAUUAAAUGUUAUAUUAAUAAGCAAUGAAAAAUAUUAUCAUAACUGUAAUGGAGAAAUAAUUAAACAAAGAACUUACGAUGAUGUUCUAAUAUUACAAAUAGCCUCUCAUAGAAAUGGUUGUGUAAUUUCAAAUGACAAUUUUACCGAUAUAAAAAAAGAUGAAUCAUAUAAAGAAAUAAAGAAUAUUAUAUCAUACUAUGUAGUAAAACACAGUUAUGAUAAACAAAAAGGUUUCUAUCUAGACGUAACAAAAAAGCCACUAAAAUAUAUAUUAAAUGCAUUGUUUGAAAAACAUAUAUAA
Plasmodium relictum is the source of this 7515-nucleotide messenger RNA. Its product is annotated as conserved Plasmodium protein, unknown function. The coding region runs from base 1 to 7515 and encodes 2504 amino acids. The record is from RefSeq and is a predicted model, not a curated record. Lineage: Eukaryota; Apicomplexa; Aconoidasida; Haemosporida; Plasmodiidae. The transcript is spliced from 2 exons.